Molecule: messenger RNA, 1903 nt
Organism: Juglans regia (Persian walnut)
Lineage: Eukaryota; Viridiplantae; Streptophyta; Magnoliopsida; Fagales; Juglandaceae
Product: probable protein S-acyltransferase 16
Exons: 2
Coding region: 553-1407 (284 amino acids)
Molecular function (GO): palmitoyltransferase activity
Source: RefSeq, a predicted model, not a curated record
AGAAUGUUCCUUCAAAUAUAGCUGUAUUUGCAAAAUCUUGAAGGGUUGAAUCAUUCGAGAUACAUGGUGCGGGCUUCUUUCGUGCCAAAAACGAAAGCCUUUCAAUUCCCAGAAAAUGUUCUCUCGUUCCCUUUCGGCUCUCUAGCCUUAUAAAUUAGCAGUGACAGAUCCUUGUCCUUUCCACGGAGUACUUUGGAUUUUGGAACCCUUGCAUCAAAAUAUCCUGUCCAAAGUCUUUCCAGAUCUGAAUCAUACCCCUAUAAACCAAUAACAGAAAACGCAAAAAUUAAGGAAGAUGGUGGUGGGUUUUAGUUUGCAGCCUGUAUUAGACUUGUUGGUUGCUGGGAUUUCUUUGGUUAUUGGGAUGGGGAUUUUCGCCUUCAUUGCUUCCAUUCUGUGCUCUGCUGCUUUCUUGCACAAUGCCAGGCUCGCCCAUUAAUCCCACCCACCGUCGAACUCAAGAAUAAUUUGGUCAUCUCAUGCUGACGUUUUGACGCUGGUGCCUCCGAAAACUCUUACAGGGUUUUAGAGAGUUCCUUAAAAUUUUAAGCAAUGAAGCAGGGCUUCAGCUUCUCUCUGCCAGUAACCGUCGUUGCUUUGUCCAUCUUCUACGUUUAUUUUUCAACAGUCUUCAUUUUCAUCGAACGUUGGUUUGGCCUCAUGUCCUCCCCUGGAAUCUUCAACACGGUCAUUUUCACGGCGAUUGCUCUCACGUGCAUCUUUACCUACGCUGCUUCUGUCUUCACGGAUCCGGGUCGGGUCCCCUCCACCUAUGCACCCGACAUCGAAGAUGCGGAGAACCCUAUCCACGAGAUCAAGCGCAAGGGUGGGGAUUUGAGGUACUGCCAGAAGUGUUCUCACUAUAAGCCUCCCCGUGCGCAUCAUUGUCGUGUUUGCAAAAGAUGUGUUUUGCGAAUGGAUCACCAUUGCAUUUGGAUUAGUAAUUGCGUUGGGCAUGCUAACUAUAAGGCGUUCUUCAUUUUCGUGAUGUAUGCUGUUAUUGCAUGCAUCUAUUCCCUUGUCUUGCUUGUUGGUAGUCUAACUAUUGAUUAUCCAAAGGAUGAGCAGCAAAGUGGAGACUCUUUCAGAACGGCAUAUGUCAUUUCUGGGCUGUUGCUAGUCCCAUUAUGUGUGGCACUAAGCAUCCUCUUAGGUUGGCAUAUCUACCUCAUUUUGCAUAACAAGACUACGAUUGAGUACCAUGAAGGAGUUAGAGCUAUGUGGCUGGCCGAAAAAGGAGGGAGUGUCUAUACACACCCAUAUGAUCUUGGUGCCUAUGAAAACCUGACAGAAGUUCUGGGUUCAAAUGUCCUGAGCUGGGUAUGCCCCACAUCGAGACACAUUGGUUCUGGUCUUCGCUUCCAGACUGCCUAUGAUAACUUAAGUGGUGCAUCAACAACUAUAUGAACUUGAACCCAGGUUGGUUUUGGCAUUUUCACUGGUACCUGUGAAGGGAUGGAUGAGUACUGAUCUUGUGAUGAUGACUAGAGUGGGUUUGCUUGUGAGUGUAUGUAGAUUAUUUGCUGGGGUAGUUUAGGAAUGAGAGAAGGACAGAUCAAUUUCUCACCCACAAUUACCAGUCUUGGAGUUGAGAAAGCUCUUUGCUAAGUGUUUUGCAACAAGGAUUUGAAUAUGAUAUCCCUUGUUGAUAGAAAAGGCUGGAUAGGUCUUUGAAUGAUCAGGCCUAGGAAUUUUUUAUAUUAUUUUUUUUCCUUCCCUCCACACAACCAUCCCUCCCCUCCCUCUUGCCCUUUCAUAUCCUUUUAUUUGUAACCUUUUGGAUGGUGUAGAGUUUAAGAAACAGGGUUUUCAGAUGGUAAAAAUGUUUGUAUAAAGAGUGGGAAUCCGAAUCCCGGGUUACUGAUUUAAGUCUCAUCUAGAGCUGGGAAAUGAUUUAGUUCAA